AUGAGCAGGGACUGGGUGGAGAAAGAUCGGUUCCUACAGGAUCACCUGGUUGGCAUUCGGGAGCAUGCGAAGAGCUUUGUGCCUAUCACUGGCAAGUCGCAUGCGACGCACAUGUUUGUCAAGAAGAAAUACCCUCCUGGUCACAUCUUCUUGCACGAGGGCCAGGUGCAGGAGGGAGCCCUCUACGUGGUCUUUCAGGGCUCGGUGGAGUUCUACCGGGCUGCCUCAGGCACAGGUGCGAGGCUUCGGGAAGCGUGGAAGAAUCCUGUCAUGGAGCAGCGGAAGCCGCUGGGUCUGCUGCAGCCCACGAGCGGUGGCAUCCUUGCGCGCGAAUACCGGCUUUGCGCAAUGUUGUCGGGCGGCCUCUUCAGCUCUGCAAGUGUCAUCGGCGCGGGAGAGAAAUUGACGGAGGAGUUCUCCGUCGUUGCAGGUCCCAAGGGCUGCGAAGUCUUCGAGUCCAUCGGCGACAACUUUCAGAAGCUCCCUCUCAAGGUGGCGUCCGCCGCGCGCGAGGUCCUGUCAAAGGUUGCGCAGAACCAUCAAGAAAGGUGCGGGGUGCUUCUCGCGACGCUAGAUGCAAGCUUUGAGGAGAAUCCUGCCAAGCUGUGGAAGCGGACUAUGGCAUGGCAGGGCAACAAGCCUCAGCGGCGAGCCUCGCACACGAAUCAUCUCAUCACUUCAAGCAAGAUGCAGGUUGGCUUGCCCAAAGCCGCAACGACUCAGCCACCACUCACCGCACGCACGCGCUAA
Messenger RNA from Symbiodinium pilosum, 750 nucleotides. The record is from the annotation of a GenBank genome assembly. Lineage: Eukaryota; Dinophyceae; Suessiales; Symbiodiniaceae.